Messenger RNA from Phanerochaete carnosa HHB-10118-sp, 2124 nucleotides. RefSeq lists its product as uncharacterized. The transcript is spliced from 9 exons. The record is from RefSeq and is a predicted model, not a curated record. Lineage: Eukaryota; Fungi; Basidiomycota; Agaricomycetes; Polyporales; Phanerochaetaceae. The coding region runs from base 1 to 1920 and encodes 639 amino acids.
AUGCGCGCAGGACAUCUUAUUGCAAUUGCUGGCUUUGUGACCGUCGUCUUUGCGACGUUCCCGUCCAAGCUCGUCCCCAGCAAGAGAGCCGUCUCACUUGGUCGACGCUCGCUGUGGAAAAGGGAUAUUGUCCCCAAGGAUGUGGUCGUCCUUGACUACGCCGCGACACCGUAUCAUCCGCCAUCCGCCAUCGUCACCCUAUUCGCCCAUGAUGACAGGCCAAUUCUCUUGGUCGACGACUUCAACUAUCUUCUUAGCGGUCUGUCGUGCCACAAAGCGUACUUCGACAAGCUGGAAGACGUUAUCACCCUUGAUUUUGCGGACGAGGACGCUUUUGAGCUCGCUGUGGUGGAGUGGACUGCGCUGCAAGAUUUAUCUGUGAUUACAGCUCAUCCGGAUUGCAAUUCGAUUGAUGAGCAUGGCAUUUGGUUCGCGUCUGCGGUCAUUCCGGACUCGUUGAGGUCGCGUCUGACCUUAGUGGUCGAGCCAGCACUUAUGCGCAAUAUCGUCAAGUCUUUUGGAGUGAAGUAUGACCACAACAGCGCUCGGUCUUGGGCCGCCCGGGAUGUCCUCGGCUUGUCUCGCCGCGACGAGCAUGGGUUUGACGAGUCAUUCAACUUUGGAUAUAACCCAGACAUCGAUGCUCGCCUUCCAUUGUUCCCGCCAAACACAACGCUGGACGAUACCGUCGCAGAAUCAGUUAUCAGCCAGCUCACAGACGCCCAGGUCGAGCUGACGUGCGUCGGCUGCACGUUCACCACGAACGUCACCAUCGGCAUGGACUUCCAGAUUGACAUCGCCAACGCGUCAUGCGCCACCUCUUCCCAGAACUGUUUCACGCUCAAUAACGCGGCUAUGAACUUGACGAUAGAGCAGUUCGAACAGCAUGCUGCGCUGGAAGUGUUCAUCGGGGACGAGGUCCAGGCUGGCGCGGAUUAUAAGAUACUCUGGAUUCCCGUGGCUCCUGCCUUGAACGUCCCCUCUCUGAUUGACCUCGGCCCUGCAAUUGGCAUUGAAAUUGCGUUCGAGCUCGAUAUUACAAGCAGCAUUAAUUUUACCUUCGGCGCUACUGGCCACGUUCCAAGCGGCGCUUUUGCAUCCGUUAGCUUGGUGAACUCAACUGGAGAUUGGGAUCCUACUGUCUCUGCGACAGGAUGGGAUGGUUCUGGCAUCGAUCAGAUCCCUUUCCGAGUCAACGCGGGAGACUUUAACAUUUCGACUAGCAUGGCAUUUGCGCCUUACGCCGAGAUCUCGUUUACAAUCCUCGAUGUCGGGGCUGCCCUUCGCUUGGUGCAGAACAUGCCGAAGGUCGGCGUGAACGCCGCGCUACAGGCUAACGUCAAUCGGCAGUGUGAGCCCAUUGGCGCGGACGAUUUUGAGUCUUUCGGCACCGCCUUCGUCGUUGGCUCGGGCAUGACCCUGAGCACCGAGGCAGAACUUAUCCUCGAGAAGGGCGAAUUCGUCGGUCACGGCAUCCCGGACAACUGGGAUUUACAGCUUUGGGGCCGCGACAUCCCCUUCACCCCCGCCCUGGGCAUUAAUACCACUUCAUGCUUCGUCCUUUCCGACGGCGGCAUCUCCGUAAAUACCACCUCCGGCUCUGCCAAAGCCGACCUUCGUGUUGAUGCGGCGCUCGCAGGCCAACCUGCGCCCACCGGUACCCUCCUCGCGGCUCAAUCCGCGAUUCCGACUUGGGAUUUUAACAAGAUUGAGUCAUAUUACUCUGCGAACGGACACCUGCCAACGAACGUCAACUAUGGACAGAUGAUUCAAGCGACCACUGUGCCCUCUAACCUCCAGGCUGCGGUUACGAAGGCCGCCAGCUCCAGCAGUGGCGCUGUCAGGGUGGUUAAUGCAGCUGAAAAUAUGAGCCUAUGGCUCGCUUCCGUUGUUGCUAUGGGUCUUUGUAUUCUUACUUAAAGGGAACAGGUCCCUGAACCUACCACCGCUAGGGCUUAUUUCUUCUAGACUGAGUUAAAUAUGUAUAUCUGUACUGCCAGGUCCUCAUGUAUCUAUUACGAGCGGGCUUGUACCGAGAUAUUCCAUAUUUUGUGUAUGUAGUCGGAGUAGCCAUACGAUGUCAUGGGCUUACCUCAAACGUGGCGACGUGGCGCGUCGAGAGCG